UAGUCGGAUUCGUUAACCACUGAGCCACGACGGGAAUUCCACAAGCAUCCCAUCUUAAUAAAUCUAUUUCUUGCCCACCAGAAAAAUGGUGUAUUUCAAAUUUAUUCAAGUCUUAUUUUACUUCUAUGAAAUUUUGUGUUUUUUUUUUUUUUCCACAUAGUUCAUCCACACCGUUUAUGUUAUUGCCUAGGUUCUUCCUUUAUUUAUUUAUUUGUUGGUUGUUGCUCUUAUGAAUGGAGUUAUUUUUCUGUUGUGUUUUAACCGGUUACUCUUGGUGUAUCGGAAUGCUGUUGAUUUUUGAUAUUUUUCUAAUGAGCUUUUUUCUAUCAGCAGAUGCUCUUGUUUACCUAUAGGAGUUAGAACCUAGAUUUUGAGUACUUUUUUUAUUACUGCCAUCUCUUGUGCCUUUUUUUGUUUUGUUUUGAAAAAACACAGUAGCUCUUCAACAUGGAUGAAUCAGUGGCAAAUUUUUUGAUUUUUAAACAAAAUCAGAUGUCAGCUGAGGAGGAUGCUUAAAGCCUCUUCUGCAGAAAUCAUUGAAGAUUAAAAACAACCUGAACAGGAGCAGUGCAGGAAAAGUGCUGGUGGUGGAGGUGGGGAGCUGAGAUUUCCCUGGGCGGAGGGAGUCUGGGAGAUCCUGGGAUCGAAGGAAACUAUCUUCCACUGUGCACAGGCUGCCUCUUUCAAAAGUGAAGCCUUUUCAGAGUUGAUUGAAAAGGGGUUUGAGCAUGGUGAAACAGUGAGGAAGGCAAUAUUUGAAUACAAAGCCCUACCACUACACAGGGGGUUUAGGAAGUGAGGGAGGGGAUCUGAUUUUUAAAAAGUGUGUGUUAAUAAUGAAUUUACCCACAGUCUAGUGUUAGGGAUGGCCUCUGGCAGGUAUUGUCCAAAUGUGCCACUUUAUAAUAGUCUUAGCCCUUUUGUUCAGUGUUAUUUGGUGACCGUGAAUAAAUCUGUAAAAACCUAUAAAACCACAUGGGUUUGUAUUGGUAGUGUCUGUAUUUUGUGGCUCAUUUCUAAGUCCCGUUGGAUAAUCUUAAUAUCCUUUAGCUUCUGGGUGAAAUAUUUGCAAUAUUUACCUUUUUUGGGUAAUUUCUUACGGUCCUCUUUAACCUGAUGCAAAAUAAUUUCCCUUUUUUCGUUCUCUUUGGUUUUAAAAGUGAACGUUGAAUCUUGGGGUGUUAUAUUGAUGCAGUGUAAUUUAAAAUUGACAUUCUUGUGUUUGCUUUUAAAAUAUGUUAUGGGUCCCUGUCAUCCUGCCUCACCCUGCCUUUGAAAAUGGGAUGCUUGCUGCUUUAGGCGGGACGGAAGGCGAAUUUAAUUCCAUCAUAUCUUAUGUUCCUGAGGAGGAAUUGAAGGCGGCAGAAAUAGAUGAAGAAAACGGGGAGGAGGAUGGGCUGCCUCUGGACCUUCAGGAAGGCGACUACGCAUGCAAUGAGGAGACGGAGAUCAAGGAGGCCCAGAGCUACCAGAACUCGCCCGUCAGCACCGCCACUAAUCAGGACGCUGGCUACGGGUCGCCCUUCAGCGAGAACAGUGACCAGCUGGCCCAUCUCAAGAGCUCCUCCUCCAGAGAAGAGAAGGAGGAGCCUCCAGGUCCCGAGAGCGUGUCCUACCCCCAGGACAGCUUGGCACAAAUCAAGGCCGUGUAUGCAAACCUGUUCUCCGAGUCCUGCUGGUCCAGCUUGGCUCUGGACUUGAAGAAGUCCAGUUCGACCACCAGCAACAGCGAUGUGGGCCAGAAGGAGGGCUCCACCCCCGCUCCCACACCCCCUACCAGUACCUCGGGGGCCACUGGGACCACCGCCAGCACCCCAAGCUCUGGCGCCGCCUCUGGCUCCGGCACCAGCACCAGCAGCAGUGGCGGAGGUGGCGGCUCGGGGUAUGACUGGCAUCAGGCCGCCCUGGCCAAGACGCUGCAGCAGACGUCCUCCUACGGGCUGCUACCCGAGCCCAGCCUCUUCAGCACCGUGCAGCUCUACCGGCAGAACAACAAGCUGUACGGCUCUGUCUUCACUGGCGCCAGCAAGUUCCGCUGCAAAGACUGCAGCGCUGCGUAUGACACACUGGUGGAGCUGACGGUGCACAUGAAUGAGACGGGCCACUACCGCGAUGACAACAGGGACAAGGACUCCGAGAAGACCAAGCGGUGGUCCAAGCCUAGGAAGCGCUCGCUGAUGGAGAUGGAGGGGAAGGAGGAUGCCCAGAAAGUGCUUAAGUGCAUGUACUGCGGCCACUCCUUUGAGUCCCUGCAGGACCUGAGUGUCCACAUGAUCAAGACAAAGCAUUACCAGAAAGUGCCUCUCAAGGAGCCGGUGCCGGCCAUCACCAAGCUGGUCCCUUCCACCAAGAAGCGUGCCCUGCAGGACCUGGCGGCCCCCUGCUCCCCUGAGCCGGCGGGGAUCGCGGUGGAAGCUUCGCUGAGUGAGUCGGCCAAAGACCAGAAGGCGGCCAACCCAUACGUGACGCCCAACAACCGCUACGGCUACCAGAAUGGGGCCAGCUACACCUGGCAGUUCGAGGCCCGCAAAGCGCAGAUCCUCAAGUGCAUGGAGUGUGGCAGCUCCCACGACACCCUGCAGCAGCUCACCGCCCACAUGAUGGUCACUGGCCACUUCUUAAAAGUGACCACCUCUGCCUCCAAAAAAGGGAAGCAGCUGGUGCUGGACCCCGUGGUGGAAGAGAAGAUCCAGUCCAUACCUCUGCCCCCCACCACGCACACCCGGCUCCCUGCCGCCCACAUCAAAAAGCAGCCUGACUCUCCUGCGGGGUCCACGACCUCAGAAGAGAAGAAGGAGCCCGAGAAGGAGAAGGCACCAGUGGUGGCGCCGGCUGGGGAGGUGGACAAGAAGAUCAAGGAAGAGGGCGAGGAUUCUUCUGAGAAGUUCGAGCCCACUGCCCUCUACCAGUACCUCCGUGAGGAGGACCUGGAUGACAGCCCCAGGGGUGGAGUGGACAUCCUCAAGUCCCUGGAGAACACAGUCUCCACGGCCAUCAGCAAAGCCCAGAAUGGUGCGCCCUCGUGGGGCGGCUACCCCAGCAUCCACGCGGCCUACCAGCUGCCUGGCACCGUGAAGCCGCUGCCAGCCGUGCAGAGUGUGCAGAUGCAGCCGUCCUAUGCCAGCAGUGUGAAAUCCCUGUCCUCGGAGCACAGUGCUCUUCUGCACUCCCCGGGGAGCCUCACGCCGCCGCCCCACAAGAGCAAUGUGUCGGCCAUGGAGGAGCUGGUGGAGAAGGUCACGGGCAAGGUCAGUGUGAAGAAGGAGGAGAGACCGGUGGAGAAGGAGAAGGGCUCACCGGCCAAGGCCGUGUCCCCUGUGGCCAAGGAAAAUAAAGACUUCCCCAGAACGGAGGAGCCCAGCAAUGGCAAGCCCCAGCCAAAGAAGGGCCCCGAAGCUGACGCGGGGAAGGCCAAAAAGGAGGGCGCAGGGGAUGCUCACACCCCAAACGGCACGGAGCCUCUCAAGGCCAAAGUUACAAAUGGCUGCAACAACCUGGGAAUCAUCACGGACCACUCACCCGAACCCUCCUUCAUCAACCCCCUGAGCGCCCUGCAGUCCAUCAUGAACACCCACCUGGGCAAAGUGUCCAGGCCCGUGAGCCCCUCACUGGACCCGCUGGCCAUGCUGUACAAGAUCAGCACCAGCAUGCUGGACAAGCCGGCCUACCCUGCCAUGCCCGCCAAGCCUCCCGGCGCCCUAGACCGCUACUACUACGAGAACAGCGACCAGCCCAUCGACCUGACCAAGUCCAAGAGCAAGCCCCUGGUCUCGGGCGCAGCCGACGGUGUGGCCUCGCCACUCCGGGAGAGCGCGCUCAUGGACAUCUCGGACAUGGUGAAGAACCUCACUGGCCGGCUGACCCCCAAGUCCUCCACGCCCUCCACCGUGUCCGAGAAGUCAGAUGCCGAUGGCAGCAGCUUCGAGGAGGCGCUGGACGAGCUGUCGCCCGUUCACAAGAGGAAAGGGCGCCAGUCCAACUGGAACCCCCAGCACCUGCUCAUCCUGCAGGCCCAGUUUGCCUCAAGCCUGCGGGAGACGCCGGAGGGUAAGUACAUCAUGUCAGACCUGGGCCCGCAGGAACGGGUGCACAUCUCUAAGUUCACCGGGCUGUCCAUGACCACCAUCAGCCACUGGCUGGCCAACGUCAAGUACCAGCUGCGGAGGACAGGGGGGACCAAGUUCCUGAAGAACCUAGACACAGGGCAUCCUGUUUUCUUUUGCAACGAUUGUGCCUCUCAGUUCAGAACUGCUUCCACAUACAUCAAUCACCUAGAGACACACUUAGGCUUCAGCUUGAAGGAUCUCUCCAAGCUGCCCCUGAACCAGAUUCAAGAGCAGCAGAAUGUUUCCAAGGUCCUGGCAAACAAAGCUCUGGGCCCGGUGGGGGCCUCCGAGGAGGAUCUGGGCUCCACAUUCCAGUGCAAGCUCUGCAACCGGACUUUCGCGAGCAAGCACGCAGUCAAACUGCACCUUAGCAAGACACACGGCAAGUCCCCCGAGGACCACCUGAUCUACGUGACAGAGCUGGAGAAACAGUAGCCCAGGGCCGUGCGGCCCUUGGCGCAUUGCACUAAACGUCCUCGUACUGCACUAGGCCCGGCCUGAGCCUCCGAAAUCAGCCUGCCCUUUGUUGCCGACUGCCUGUCUGGACCUUGGUUUUUCUUACACACAUUUUGUAGUUAUAUUUAUAUGCUCUUCGUCCGAUUGUGCAUGUUCCUUUUCUUUUUCCGUGAGUCAAAGUCUGACCUUUAUUUUCAACAUCUGUUCUCGAUGUUCAGCUCUCUUUUGUAGGAAAUAGUGGGGCACACAACUCAGAGACAUUUAUUUAGCAGGAAAGAAAGACACAAAUAACAAUGAUAAAAGACAUCCUAAAAUUACAAAGUUGCCAUGACAAUAAAGGUCAUAGAACCUCCUAGUGUCAAAUUUAACCCUUUGAGGACUGUAAUCGCAUUUCUGUGCCUUUCACUCAAAAAAAAAAAAAAAAAGGAAAAAAAGGCUUAAAGGCAUUUCAUUCAGAUCAAAAGCUGUGUCAGACACAAAACUUAUUUAAUAAUUAAAAAACAAGCUUUUAUAUGCAGAACUGGUUUCUGAAGGAAGCAUGCAUGCAGCUGUUGGAAGAUAGAAAGUUGUCUAGGACUUGGGGGUUAGGAAGCCACAACUUCACACGUUUAAAACAAAAAACAAAACAAAACAAAAACUAACAACAACAACAACAAACACCCCAGUUGCCACUAUGCCCAAACCCUCUGGAUGCUGAAAAAAAAUGCCACUUUUGGCAAAAAAAAGUAUGCAAGCUAUUAUUUAAAAAUGUGUAAAAAUGCUAUUUCUUUUUUCCUGUAAAAUACUGCGGUUUAUAGUUAUUUACAAAUGUAAGCUUUGGUACAAGCUGACCUUUCUAUAAGCGUGCUGCAUUGGUAAAUGAAAAAAAAAAAAAUGGGGCAAAUGUUGGAGUCCUUUCCUUGUAAAUUGCCAGCAUCAGCUUAAAAACUCCUAUAUGUUACAUAUCGUACCAUUUUAAUCUAUUCAACUUUCUUUGUAUCUUCUGGCUGUAUGCUUUCUCUUUUAACUUUUUAUAUUGUCAUUUUAUAUUAAAUUUCUGUGUAUAUAAUGUAAAACCACAAUUUUUGAAUAAAAUUUAGUUCCUGCAGCUUGAUUUAAAUAGAGAAAUUUUACUGGCACCUGCAUCUUUCCAGAUGCAUGUAUAUCAGACAAAAAUAAAUAAAUGAAAACAAAGCAAGCAAUGCACUAUUAAUUAUACAUUUUGAUGUUCUAUCAUUAAUAUUGUACAGUACAUUUUGGUUCACACAAUUAAAUCCACUGUUUUCUCAAAUGUAAAAUAAACCCACAUGCAGUUCCUGAUUUA
Messenger RNA from Sus scrofa (pig), 5865 nucleotides. It is a transcript of the gene TSHZ1, whose product is annotated as teashirt zinc finger homeobox 1. NCBI's taxonomy places the organism in Eukaryota, Metazoa, Chordata, Mammalia, Artiodactyla, Suidae. Gene Ontology annotation, cellular component: nucleus. Gene Ontology annotation, molecular function: DNA-binding transcription factor activity, RNA polymerase II-specific; DNA binding. The record is from RefSeq and is a predicted model, not a curated record. Gene Ontology annotation, biological process: regulation of transcription by RNA polymerase II.